AGGAGAGCAUCACAGGACACAAGAGGAAGAGGAGGACACCAAGCAGUGGUGGUGUCAGUGCUCAGUGCUGCGGGAAGUUAUGUCUUCCCUGCGAGGCCUCAUUUUAGGGGGAAAACAGGCCCGCAUUCGCCCUCUGCUCGUCAAAGUACUACCCAGUCACCUCACGAGACGGAACUGCAGCCAGCGAACCAAGAAAUCCAGCAACUCUCCGGACUUCGGGCUCCUAUUUGACAUCGAUGGCGUCAUCAUUCGAGGCCAGCGCAUCCUGCCGUCUGCCCCCGAGGCCUUCACUCUGCUGGUGGACGACAACGGCAAGUUUAGAGUGCCCACCGUCUUCGUCACCAAUGCGGGGAAUGCGUUACGGAGCCAGAAGGCCGAGCAGCUGUCCAAGUGGUUACGGAUACAGGUGCACGAGGACCAGGUGGUUAUGGCACACUCUCCGUUGAAGAUGUUCGACCAGUACUUCAACAAGGAGGUGCUCAUCUCCGGCCAGGGCCCUACCACGGAGAUAGCUCACAACCUUGGCUUCCUCAACACAACCACGGUGGACGACCUCUGUCUUGCCUUUCCCCUGCUGGACUGUGUGGAUCAUAAAAAACGCAGUGCCAAGCCUCCCUCCACUCCUGCACCCAAGAUCCCAAAGAUAGACGCUGUAAUGUUAUUUGGAGAGCCAGUGAGGUGGGAGACAUCACUGCAGCUCCUACUUGAUGUGCUAAUGACAGAUGGGGACCUGAUGGGUGCCCCCACUGCUCCAUACCCCCACCUCCCUAUCCUGGCCUGCAACAUGGACCUGCAGUGGAUGGCAGAAGCUCACAUGCCCAGGUUUGGCCAUGGAGCAUUCCUGUUGUGUCUGGAGGCGCUGUACAAGAAGGUGACGGGCAAGGACCUCAUCUACACAGCACUGGUGGGCAAGCCAUCGGAGAUCACAUACUACCAUGCUGAAACCAUGGUGCAGCACCACGCCCGCUCCAUAGGCAUCACUCACCCCAUCACCAAGCUCUAUGCCAUUGGAGACAACGUUCACACAGACAUCUUCGGCAUGAACCUUUACAGCGAGUACGUGCGUCGCCACCGCCACAGCAAGAGCCAGGUGGCCAUGCAGGGUGCGCGGGGCCUCGAUCUCUCCACGCAGGACUUCCGAGGCCUCACCGCUGACCAGUGUUACUCUGUGCUAGUCAGGACUGGAGUGUACAAUGAAGAAAACGGGGAGCAGCUACUGGAGCACUCACCGCGGGAUUUCUUACCCAUUGAGGCCAAGCUGCAGGAGCCAUCGCUGACUGUCAAGUGUGUGCUGGAGGCCAUUCAGACUAUAUACCAGAGGGAGAAGUUUUCAUGAAGUCCUCCCCUCUUCUCUGCAUGAAAGAAAACGUGCCCCUCUCCUCUCCAUGAAAGAAAACGUGCCAUAGUAAUGCGAGUGUUUGCUGAGGGUUGAGUGAGGCUGCCCUGCGUGUCUUGGCCUUGUGAAAUACUGUGUUCUGUGUUUAUUUAAGGUCCUGUAUAUUUUUGUUGAUUUUUUUGUCUUUUUGUCUUUUUGUCUUUUUGUCUUUUCUGUGUUGAUGUUUUUUGAGGUUUCCUGGUUCUGUUUUUUAUUUGCUUUUCCUAAUUUAUUUUCUUUCGUUAUCUGGUCCUCUUUGUUUGCUUUUAAUUUAUUUUUCGUUCAUUGUCUGCUUCUCUUUUUGUUUUCUUUUCGUAAUUUAUUUUUCUUUUCCUUAUAGAUAUUUUUCAGUGUAGUAGUCCAUCAUUUCUCUUUCUGUUUUCUUUUUGAGUCUCUUUUCAUUGUUUACUUUUCAUUCAUAAUUUGUUUUUCUUCCUUAUACACAUUUUCUUAGUUAGGCCAUUAAUUUUUUUUCUGUAUUCCUUUUGUGCCAUCUUUAAUCAUAUCCCUUUCAUAAUUCUCUAUAUUUUAUCUCCUUUAAUUACUAAUAAGUGUAUUUCUGUUUACCUCAUUAGUCUCUUGCAAACCAAUCCAAUAUUUUCUCUUUUCAAAUUUCUCCUUUUUUUCUUUUUUAUUGUUUCUUAUUCAUAAUUCUUUGUAUUUUAUCACCUUCCUGAAUUGUCAUGUAAUUUAUUCCUAUUUAUCUCAAUCCUUUAUUUCUCUCUUUUCAAAUUCUUCCUCUGUCCUUUUUAUCACCUCCCUUUUGUAUUCCUUUAUGCUUCACCCCCUCCUCAAAUUGUUAUAGAUAGUUUAUUCCUUUUUCAUCCCAGUAGACUCUUGCAAACCAAUCUUUUCUUUUUCUCUUGGUUCUUUCUUCCUGUUUCCUUCCAGACUUGCAGGAAUUUAAUGUAAGAUUGGUACUGUAAGUUAACUUUUCUAUUGUAAUGUAACAUAAGAUUAGCAUUCAAAUCUAACUUUUCUCUCACUAUUUACCUCUUCUAAAUUUGUGGGAAUGUCCAAAUUUUUUCUCUUCAUUUAUCUCUAAGGAUGUUUGUAAGAUUGAAAUACUAACUUGACUUUUCUGUCCCUCCUCACCUCCUCCAAAACUUGGAGGAGUGUUAUGUAAGAUUGUAACAUUGGUAUCCUAACUUCCUUUCUAUCUCCGUCUAUCUCCAAACUUGCAAGGGUGUUACGUAAGACUGAAAGAGUAACAUGACCUUCCUAUCUUUUCAUCUGUCUCUGAAACAUGCAGCAAUGUUGUCUAAGAUUGUAAGAUUGGUAUCAUGACUCCUUUUCUAUCUAUGUCUAUCUCCAGACUUGCAAGGGUGUUACGUAAGACUGAAAGAGUUACUUAACUUUCCUAUCUUUUCAUCUGUCUCCAAAACUUGCAGGAGCAUUGUGUAAGAUUAGCAUUCAAACUUCACCUUUCUAUCUCUUCUCAUCUCAUCCUAACAUAUAUAAUUGUGAUAUAAAACUGGCAAUCUACUAUAUUAUAAUUUAUCAGGGCAUUUGAGUGGCAAGCUAUUCCUCCUCUUCCUCCUCCUCCUCCUCCUCCUCUCCUGACCAGUAAACAAGAAGCAAGGGACACACAUUCACAAUAUUCACAGAUACAAGAAUGUGAGAACGUGAUACAAGAUUGGUUAUGUUGACACUUUCACUGCAAUAUAUCUUUUCCUUUUUUAUCCAAGAGGGGUUAAGGCCAAGAGGAACAAAACAGUGGUGAAAAGAAACAUAUAUUAAAGAUGCCAGUCCUAGAGAGAAUACCCAAAAUUAUGAGUAGUGGCCUCAAGUCUGUCUCUCGAAAAUGUUUAAUUCAUAAGCAGCAGGAUGUAAAGAACCAGGCAGAGUCCAAGAGUUUACCAGUGAAUCGUCAAAUCUAAGAGUAUCCUUAUUGAUCUUUCUUUAGGGACUGGCACGUCAGUGACCUUUUAUGUAUUUUAUUAUUUUCCCUUAGGCCAGUGCACCUCUUACAUAGAAAAGAAGAAAAAUGUUUAUGAGCACAUACAAGAAAGAACAAAUUAAAAAAGACAAAAUUUUCCAGUUUCUAGCCAAUAUAGGAUCUAGAGGUACCUGUAGAACCAGAAGAGAUGCCAAUGAAGGGUCUAGAGGUGCCUGUAGAACCAGAAAGAUGCCAAUGAAGGGUCUAGAGGUGCCUGUGGAACCAAAGAAGUUGCCAGUAAAGGGUGUAGAGGUAUCUGUAGAACCAGAAAAAUGCCAGUGAAGGGUCUGGAGGUGCCUGUAGAAUCAGAAAGAUGCCAAUAUAAGAUCCAAAGGUGUCUGUAGAACCAGAAAAUAUGCCAGUAAAGGGUCUAGAGGUGCCUGUAGAGCCAGAAAAGAUGCCAAUGAAGGGUCUAGAGGUGCCUGUAGAACCAGAAAAAAUGCAAAUGAAGGGUUUAGAGGUACCUAUAGAACAAAAGACCCCAUAAGACAGUUAGUGAUGGAAGAAUAAAGUGCCAUGAGCAGUGAAAGGGUUAAUAAUCAAGGCAUAGACAGAAACUAUAACCUAACCUAACCUAAACCUAACCUAAUGUAACCUAUUCCUUCCCUUCUCCCGGUAAACUGAGUUGGUCACAAUCAUAUACACAAUCUCAGUAAAGGACAAGUUUAGGAGUCAAUCACUAAUGCCAGGUAGGAUGAUGUGUUUAGAUACUCAGCUAGGUGUAGAGUGAAUUGUCUCCUAUUUCCAUUGUGUUUGUGUCUUUGUGUCAGUCCCGAGUCCUCUUCUGUGUUGAGAAGUGUCUGGGUCUGUGUGGCCGGGCUGGAGGCUGAAUGAGAGAGAGAAUGUGUGAGUUUAUCAGUGUUUUAAAGAUGGAAAGGUAAUGCGAUGUAAAACUGAGAGGAAAAAUGUAUGUUAUGAGUGUUUUCAAGGUAGAGAGGCAAUGUGAUGUGAUAUUUAGGGGAAAAAUGUAUGUUAUGAGGUUGUGUGAUGUAAGAUUAAGAGGAAAAUGUAAGAGUUAUUAGUGUUUUAAAGAUAGAGAGGCAAUGUAAUGUAAGAUUGAAGGGAAAAUUUUGAUUGAUGAGUGUUUUAAAGAUAGAGAGGCAAUGUGAUGUAAGAUAGGAAAAUUUAAGAGUUAUGAGUGUUUUCAAGAGAUGUAAUGUAAUGUAAGAUUAAGAGGAAAAAUCUGAGUGAUGAGUGUUUUAAAAAUAGAGAGGCAACAAUGUAAGACUGAGUGAGAGAAUGUUUGAUAUUAGUGUUUUAAAAGAGAGAGAGGUUAUGUGAUAUUAAAAUGAGUGAAAAAUGUAAGUCAUGAGUAUUUUUAGGAUAGAGAGGCGAGGUGGUGCAAGAUUGAGGGAAAACUGUAAGAGUUGUUAGUGUUUUCUGAUAGAGAGCCAAAGUAAUGUAAGAUUUAUGGAAAAAUGUAAAAGUUAUGAGUGUUUAAUGAUAGAGAAGUUAUGUGAUGUGAAAUUGAAAGGAAAAAUGUAUGUUAGCAGUGUUUUAAGAUAGAGAGGUAAUGUUAUGGUAAAUUGAGUGGAAGAUAGUAUGAAUUUUGAGUGUUUUAUGUGAAACUGCGAGGAAAAUGUACAAGCUUUUGGUGUUUUAAGAUAAUCAGCUGAUGGGAAGAUGUAUGACUGAGUGAAAAAUAUGUGUUCAGUGCUUUAAAACUGUCAGCUGUUGGGAGGACUUUGAGAGAAUGUAUGAAUUAUAAGGAGACUGUCAGCUGAUUGGAGAACUUAAGGUAGAGAGAGAGAAUGUGAGACUGUCAGGAAUGAGAGAAUGUAAGAACAAGAGAGGGAAUAAAAGAACUAUCAGCUUGUAAAAGGAAUUGGAGAACUUUAGACUGAGAGAACACAAAAAUUAUCAGCUCGUAAAAGAAAAGUCAUCUGAUUAAAGAAGUCGACAUCCUUACCAAACUUUACAACACCAUUAACAUAUUGGACGUGAUUCAGAAGACAGGAAACAAUGGAAAUACAGAAGAUUAUUCAGAAGACAGCCAGUUAAAAAACUCAAGAUAUCCUAACUGGACUUUACAACACCAUCGGCACACUGGACGAAAGAUUCAGAAGACGUGAAAAAUUAAAAGUCUGGGAGAUUACUCGGGAAAAAACGGAUGAUUAAGGAACUCAAGAUAUCCUUACCAGACUUUACAACCCCCUCAACACAGUGGACGCAAGAUUCAGAAGACGCAAAACAGUGGAAGUAUGGAGGACAACCCAACACCUGCUUGACUGUACUGUUACCCACACUGACACACUGAUCUAGUACUGCUCUUGUACCUCCUCAUUGACUUAGUUCUGUGCAGCUGCUGACGUAAGAUACAGUUACUCACAUACACUGCCCUUCCCUCCCAGUUAGGCGACAGAUCUGUAAGAAAGCUUCAGUAAGUGAUAGACCUGAUAGAACACAGCCAUUUAUAAAGAAACAUGGAAAUAUUACACUUGUAGCCAUAUACACAAUAAUCUGCCAUACCUAGCAGUGUAGUGUGGGUUCGUCGUCAUCUUACAGAACAUUGUGCUGUGCUGUGCUGCAUGGUGUUCACUGCAAGAUGUACAGGGAUGACCCACUGCUACACUCCCCUGCAGGAUAAGAAGUGUACCAAACAUGCAUAGUUUAUAUCACAUAUCAGCCCCAGAAUACAGAAAAUAAAAAACUUAUCACAA
This is a messenger RNA of Scylla paramamosain (green mud crab), 5974 nucleotides long. Its product is annotated as haloacid dehalogenase-like hydrolase domain-containing 5. The record is from RefSeq and is a predicted model, not a curated record. Lineage: Eukaryota; Metazoa; Arthropoda; Malacostraca; Decapoda; Portunidae. Gene Ontology annotation, biological process: glycerophospholipid biosynthetic process. Gene Ontology annotation, cellular component: mitochondrion. The coding region runs from base 80 to 1336 and encodes 418 amino acids. The transcript is spliced from 7 exons.